AUGAAGUUCGGCAAGAGCCUGAGCAGCCAGAUCGUGGAGACGCUGCCGGAGUGGCGCGACAAGUUCCUGUCCUACAAGGACCUCAAGAAGCGGCUCAAGCUCAUCGGCAUCGGCGCCGACGGCGAGGAGCGGCAGGCCAAGCGGGCCCGCGUCUCGGACCCCGCCGGGGACGGCGGCGACGAGGCGGCGGCGGCGGCGAUGACGCCCGAGGAGGCGGACUUCAUGCGGCUCCUGGAGGCCGAGCUCGACAAGUUCAAUUCUUUCUUCGUCGAGAAGGAGGAGGAGUACAUCAUCCGCCAGAAGGAGUUGCAGGACAGGGUCGCCAGGGCGGCCGGGAUGGAGUCCAGGGAGGAGCUGCUGCGUGUGCACAAGGAGAUCGUCGACUUCCAUGGCGAGAUGGUGCUGCUUGAGAAUUACAGCGCCCUCAACUACACCGGGCUGGUGAAGAUUCUCAAGAAGUAUGACAAGAGAACUGGGGCUCUUAUCUGUCUGCCCUUCAUCCAAAAUGUGCUGCUUCAGCCUUUCUUCACCACUGACCUCCUGUACAAGCUUGUGAAGGAGUGCGAGGCCAUGCUCGACCAGCUCCUGCCAUCAAGCAAACCAUCUGUAUAUAUUGAAGAGGGAAAGGAAGAUGGCAACACUGCGGACCAGCCUCUGAACCCCAGUUCUUCCUUGGCUAACAGCAGAUGUAUUCCGGAGCUUGAUGAGAUUGAGUUCAUGGAGAGCAUGUACAUGAAGAGUACGGUCGCCGCGCUUAGGGCUCUGAAAGAGAUCCGAAGCAAAAGCUCGACAGUCAGUGCUUUCUCGUUGCCACCUCUUCAGGGAAACAAUGCACCCGAAGAGCAGGAAAGGUGGACGAAGAUAUCUGUGAUCGAGCAGGCUGCCAAAUGA
This is a messenger RNA of Triticum turgidum subsp. durum (durum wheat), 891 nucleotides long. The record is from the annotation of a GenBank genome assembly. NCBI's taxonomy places the organism in Eukaryota, Viridiplantae, Streptophyta, Magnoliopsida, Poales, Poaceae.